This is a messenger RNA of Trichobilharzia szidati, 527 nucleotides long. NCBI's taxonomy places the organism in Eukaryota, Metazoa, Platyhelminthes, Trematoda, Strigeidida, Schistosomatidae. The record is from the annotation of a GenBank genome assembly.
AUGUAUCUAAAUGAACGUGUAGGCAAUUUACUCUUCAUUACACAAGAUCCUGUAGUUACUUCACGUGUAAAAUCUCAAAUGAAGUCAAUUAUUCGUCAAACUUGGUCUAAUCCACCACAACAUGGUGCACGAAUUGUUGCUACAAUAUUAAAUAAUCCUUCACUAUUCACUGAAUGGAAAUCCUGUGUAGUCACUAUGGCUGAACGUGUUCGUCAAAUGAGACAAGGACUUUAUGAAGGAUUGAAGAGCUUAGGAACACCUGGAAAUUGGGAGCAUAUUAUUAAACAGAUCGGCAUGUUUUCUUUUACUGGUUUAUCACGAUCACAAGUUCAAUAUCUUCGAUCAAAACAUCAUUUAUAUGUGAUGAAUGAUGGUCGUAUUAAUAUGUGCGCGUUAACCACAGAAAAUAUUGAACGUAUUUCUAAAGCUAUCCAUGAUGCUGUUUGUAAUAUCAAAGAAUAAUGCGGGAUGACUUCAUGCUACUCAUGACACAUAAUAUAAUGAUUACAGACAGUUUUCAACAUAUA